Messenger RNA from Micropterus salmoides (largemouth bass), 4562 nucleotides. It is a transcript of the gene xpo1a, whose product is annotated as exportin 1 (CRM1 homolog, yeast) a. The transcript has 25 exons. NCBI's taxonomy places the organism in Eukaryota, Metazoa, Chordata, Actinopteri, Centrarchiformes, Centrarchidae. Gene Ontology annotation, biological process: ribosomal large subunit export from nucleus; protein export from nucleus; ribosomal small subunit export from nucleus. The record is from RefSeq and is a predicted model, not a curated record. Gene Ontology annotation, cellular component: nucleus; cytoplasm. Bases 620 to 3820 code for a protein of 1066 amino acids. Gene Ontology annotation, molecular function: nuclear export signal receptor activity; small GTPase binding.
CCGGUUUCAACCGGUCCGUGGUUGGAAGCAUGAGCUUAGAGGAAGAGCACACUUGCACGCAUUAAAACACCUCUGCUCUCCAACAGUGUGUGCGAGUAUAGAGACAGAAAUAAAAAACUAUUUAACUUCGUGAUUAUGACCUGGAAUACCGCUCGAAGUUUUGACUCCGUGAAUCUGUGUUGUUAGCUUAGCUUACAUUAGCCAGCAGACCCGAACCAUCAUAGACUUUUCCAUUAGCACGCUAAGUUGCUACAGUAGCUUGGUGGGAGUCGGCUGUUUAAGCACUGACAGAGCAAAGAAAACAAAUGUUUCAGGCUGGUUGAAGACAGGAAACAAUGAGGCUGUGGUAAACUGCGGGAACGCUUUUAAUACAUCGCCAAGAAUCCAGCGUUAACGGUGUUAUUUUUAAAUUAGCGCUCUUGGUGUCAUCCAGGAAAGCUAACAUUAGCAUUUUGGCUACAUCGAAGGUUAGGGGCAUUGUAACGUGUGCCAUGAGAUAACGUUGCACAUUUGUUUUCAACUGCACUGAAAGGAUUUUAUAAUUCGCUCUUCCGACUACAAGUCGCACCAGUGAACAACUUUGUUUUUCGACGAGCGGCCAGAACACACCAGAAGCUCUAUGCCAGCAGAAAUGACGAUGUUGGCCGAUCACCCAGCCAGACAGCUGCUGGACUUCAACCAGAAACUGGACAUAAACCUGUUGGACAAUGUUGUCAACUCGAUGUACCACGACAUUGGAUCGCAGCAACGGGUGGCCCAGGAAGUUCUCACCAACCUGAAGGAUCAUCCAGACGCCUGGACGAGGGUUGACACCAUCCUGGAGUUCUCUCAGAACAUGAAAACUAAAUAUUAUGCACUGCAGAUUCUGGAGACGGUCAUCAAAACACGCUGGAAGAUUCUCCCUAGAAAUCAGUGUGAAGGCAUCAAGAAAUACGUUGUUGGGUUGAUCAUCAAGACUUCUUCUGAUCCUGCAAACAUGGAGAAAGAGGGAGUUUACAUUUCAAAACUCAACAUGAUCCUCGUACAGAUCCUGAAGCAGGAAUGGCCCAAACACUGGCCCACGUUCAUCAGCGAUAUUGUGGGAGCAAGUCGGACCAGCGAGAGCCUCUGUCAGAACAACAUGAUCAUCCUGAAACUGCUCAGCGAGGAGGUUUUUGAUUUCUCCAGUGGCCAGAUGACCCAAGUGAAGGCCAAACACCUCAAAGACAGCAUGUGCAACGAGUUCUCCCAAAUAUUCCAGCUGUGCCAGUUUGUGAUGGAAAACUCCCAGAAUGCCCCAUUGGUCCAUGCCACGCUGGAGACUCUCCUCCGCUUCCUGAAUUGGAUUCCUUUAGGCUACAUCUUUGAAACAAAACUCAUCAGCACUCUGGUCUACAAGUUCUUGAACGUGCCCAUGUUCCGCAAUGUGACGCUGAAAUGUUUGACGGAGAUUGCCGGAGUAAGCGUCAACCAGUACGAGGAGCAGUUCGUUAACCUGUUUACCCUCACUAUGAGCCAGCUCAAACAGAUGCUGCCUUUGAACACUAACAUCAGAAUGGCCUACGCCAACGGUAAGGACGACGAGCAGAACUUCAUCCAGAACCUCAGCCUGUUCCUCUGCACCUUCCUCAAAGAACACGGCCAGCUCGUCGAGAAGAGACCCAACCUGCGAGAGACGCUCAUGGAGGCCCUGCACUACAUGCUGCUGGUGUCAGAGGUGGAGGAGACCGAGAUCUUUAAGAUUUGUCUGGAGUACUGGAACCACUUGGCGGCAGAGCUUUACAGAGAGAGUCCCUUCUCCACCGCUAGCACCCCGCUGCUGUCAGACGUCCCACCUCGCAGACACCUGUACCUGCCUGUACUCUCCCAGGUGCGUUUGCUGAUGGUGAGCCGCAUGGCCAAACCUGAGGAGGUGCUGGUGGUGGAGAACGACCAGGGGGAGGUGGUCAGGGAGUUCAUGAAGGACACGGAUGCCAUUAACCUUUACAAGAACAUGAGAGAGACUCUUGUGUAUCUGACCCAUCUGGACUACGCCGACACUGAACGCAUCAUGACGGAGAAGCUCCACAACCAGGUGAACGGCACCGAGUGGUCGUGGAGGAACCUGAACAUGCUCUGCUGGGCCAUCGGCUCAAUCAGCGGGGCGAUGCACGAGGAAGACGAGAAGAGGUUCCUGGUCACCGUCAUCAAGGACCUGCUCGGCUUGUGUGAGCAGAAACGAGGGAAGGACAACAAGGCCAUCAUAGCCUCCAACAUCAUGUACAUUGUGGGCCAGUAUCCUCGCUUCCUUCGAGCCCACUGGAAGUUCCUCAAGACUGUCGUCAACAAGCUGUUUGAGUUCAUGCACGAGACCCAUGACGGUGUGCAGGAUAUGGCGUGUGACACCUUCAUCAAGAUCGCCCAGAAGUGCCGGCGUCAUUUUGUCCAGGUUCAGGUGGGAGAGGUGAUGCCCUUCAUCGAUGAGAUCCUCAACAACAUUAACACCAUCAUCUGUGACCUGCAGCCACAGCAGGUUCAUACGUUUUAUGAGGCUGUUGGCUAUAUGAUUGGAGCUCAGACAGACCAGGCAGUUCAGGAGCUUCUGAUAGAGAAGUACAUGCUGCUGCCUAACCAGGUGUGGGACAGCAUCAUCCAGCAGGCCACCAAGAACGUGGACAUCCUGAAGGACGCUGAGACGGUGCGUCAGCUGGGCAGCAUCCUAAAGACAAACGUCAGAGCCUGUAAAGCUGUUGGUCAUCCCUUUGUUUCCCAGCUGGGACGAAUCUACCUGGACAUGCUCAACGUCUACAAGUGCCUGAGCGAAAACAUCUCCUCGGCUGUUCAAACCAACGGUGAGAUGGUGACCAAACAGCCUCUGAUCAGGAGUAUGAGGACUGUAAAGAGGGAGACAUUGAAGCUGAUCUCAGGCUGGGUCAGUCGCUCCAACGACCCUCAGAUGGUGGGAGAGAACUUUGUGCCCCCCCUGCUGGAGGCGGUGCUCAUCGACUACCAGAGGAACGUCCCGGCCGCCAGAGAGCCCGAGGUCCUCAGCACCAUGGCGACGAUUGUCAACAAGCUGGGAGUCCACAUCACGGGAGAAAUCCCCAAGAUCUUUGACGCUGUCUUUGAGUGCACUUUGAACAUGAUCAACAAGGACUUUGAAGAAUUCCCAGAACACAGAACCCAUUUCUUCUACCUCCUUCAAGCUGCCACCUCCCAGUGCUUCCCAGCCUUCCUGUCCAUCGCCCCUGCCCAGUUCAAACUGAUCCUAGACUCCAUCAUCUGGGCAUUCAAGCAUACGAUGAGGAAUGUGGCCGACACAGGUCUUCAGAUCCUGUACACUCUCCUGCAGAACGUUUCUGGAGAGGAGGCAGCAGCACAGAGCUUCUACCAGACGUACUUCUGUGACGUCCUGCAGCACAUUUUCUCUGUGGUCACUGAUACCUCUCACACUGCAGGUCUGACCAUGCACGCCACCAUCUUGGCCUACAUGUUCAACCUGGUGGAGGAGGGGAAGGUCAGUGUUGCUCUGAGUGCCGCCAGUCCUGCCAACAACCAGGCGCACGUCCAGGAGUACAUCGCCAACCUGCUGAAGACGGCUUUCCCCCAUCUGCAAGAUGCCCAGGUGAAGGUGUUUGUAACGGGUCUGUUCAGCCUAAAUCAGGACAUCCCCGCCUUCAAGGAGCACCUGAGGGACUUCCUCGUGCAGAUCAAGGAGUUUGCUGGCGAGGACACGACGGACCUGUUCCUGGAGGAGAGGGAGACGUCCCUGCGCCAAGCUCAGGAGGAGAAACACAAGCUCCAGAUGUCAGUGCCCGGCAUUCUCAACCCUCACGAGCUUCCAGAGGAGAUGUGCGACUGAAGGUGGCAGCGAACAGCGUGUACAAAACAGCUCUGAAGAGGGAAAGGUCAAGAGAGAGCAAGGACGAUUCCUGUUGAUGAAUUGUUUUCUUUUCAAGUGUGUUCGUGUGCGAGUGUGUGCGUGUUUUGAAAAGAGAAUGAGGGGCCAGAGAGCGGACCCCAGCACUCGGUUGUACGUCGACCAAAUCAAUGUCAAUAUGUAAAUGAGAAUCGUCCCCCUCAACCCUGGCGCAGAUUCUUUUUUUUUUUUUUUUCUACAAACUUAUUUUAUACAAAGUUUUUGUGUGUGUGUGUGUAAAACGCCAUGUUUUGUUAAUUUUUGCUGAUUAAAGCUUUGUGUUUGACCAUACGGUUCUUUUACACUUGCAUGAAGAAUUCAAGGUUAUUUUUAAUCCCUCUUGACCCCCUUGAUUCACCUCCUCUCCUACUUGUUAAUAUGUAAUAUAUAAUGUUGAGACACUUGCAAUGGUUAGUUGACGGAUUGCUCUUGUUUCAGAAGUGCCAUGUGCAUGGUGCAGGAUGAAUGUGAUGCUCAAGGGGUAGACACUUACUUCCUUGCUUCAUUUGUUGUUUUGGUUUGUCAGUGUGUUUGUUUGUUUUUUUCUUUUACUCUGGCUCCUCUGAGUCCGAGCUUCAGUUGGACCGCUCUGCGUUUGGAUGAGAAGGAAGGCUGUGUGCAUAUCAUCCUGUUUGUAAAGCUGUCUUAGUACUCUGACAAUAUAAAGUUGGCUAUUUUUACAAAA